This is a messenger RNA of Pipra filicauda (Wire-tailed manakin), 1297 nucleotides long. RefSeq names its product pre-mRNA processing factor 38A (gene PRPF38A). The record is from RefSeq and is a predicted model, not a curated record. The coding region runs from base 69 to 1007 and encodes 312 amino acids. Gene Ontology annotation, cellular component: precatalytic spliceosome. The transcript is spliced from 10 exons. Lineage: Eukaryota; Metazoa; Chordata; Aves; Passeriformes; Pipridae.
AGGGGAGUUCGGAGUUCGGAGUUCGAGGCUGAGCUCGGGGCUGGGAGCGGGGCUGUGUAGCCGCGACCAUGGCCAACCGCACGGUGAAGGACGCGCACAGCAUCCACGGCACCAACCCGCAGUACUUGGUGGAGAAGAUCAUCCGCACGCGCAUCUACGAGUCCAAGUACUGGAAGGAGGAGUGUUUCGGCCUCACGGCCGAGCUGGUAGUGGACAAGGCCAUGGAGCUGAAGUACGUGGGGGGGGUCUAUGGAGGAAACAUCAAGCCCACACCCUUCUUGUGCCUGACGCUGAAGAUGCUGCAGAUCCAGCCCGAGAAGGACAUCAUCGUGGAGUUCAUAAAAAACGAGGACUUCAAGUAUGUCCGAAUGCUUGGAGCGCUGUACAUGAGGCUGACGGGCACUGCCAUCGACUGCUACAAGUACCUGGAACCACUAUACAACGACUAUAGAAAAAUAAAGAGUCAGAACAGAAAUGGGGAAUUUGAGCUGAUGCACGUGGAUGAGUUCAUUGACGAGCUGCUCCACGAGGAACGUGUGUGCGAUAUCAUUCUGCCUCGAUUGCAGAAACGGUAUGUUCUGGAAGAAGCUGAGCAACUCGAGCCUCGUGUUAGUGCUCUGGAAGAAGACAUGGAUGAUGUAGAAUCUAGUGAGGAGGAAGAAGAGGAAGAUGAAAAGCUGGAACGAAUACCAUCUCCCGACCACCGCCGCAGGGGAUACAGAGACCUGGACAAACCCCGCAGAUCUCCCGUUGUGCGGUACAGGCGCAGCCGGAGCAGGUCUCCAAGGAGGCGAAGUCGCUCUCCAAAGAGAAGAAGCCCAUCGCCGCGCAGGGAGAGGCAUCGCAGCAAAAGCCCGAGACGGCACCGGAGCAGGUCCAGGGAAAGGCGCCACAGAUCCAGAUCUAAAUCUCCAGGGCAUCACCGAAGUCACAGACACAGAAGUCAUUCCAAAUCGCCUGAAAGAUCUAAGAAAAGUCACAAAAAGAGUCGGCGAGGGAAUGAAUGACAAACUAAACCCAGCACACAGUUUAAGGACCUUGAACUGCAGUCUGAUGCUGUCCAUCUGCUUUAUGGGACAGCUGGAUCUGUACUGGCUGCUUUAGCAGCCCAUUUCUUCAGUCAUUCUCUUGUGCGAGUCUUGUUUUCUGUUAGGAUUUUUUUAUUAAAAGGAAGUUAAGGAUACUUUUUAUGUAGUGAGUUAGUCAUCCUUGUGAUAGAAUUUGAGGAUUUUUUAAAUUGUAUUCCUUGAGACCCAUAAAAGCUAGUGAAGAGCAAUAAAAAAGGUUUGUCUUUCAA